Molecule: messenger RNA, 949 nt
Organism: Cherax quadricarinatus
Lineage: Eukaryota; Metazoa; Arthropoda; Malacostraca; Decapoda; Parastacidae
Source: RefSeq, a predicted model, not a curated record
CUGUGUUGUACUCACGUCUCCAGGAUGACGAGAGCAGUGGUGGGUGUGCUCUUGAUGGCUGUGGCAAGCUUGGCAGCGACCACCACCCUGGAACUCCAGCAGGAAGAUAAUAAUGAUACCGGUGGUGAGGCCAAGUUCUUCGUGAAGAACUACUACACCACCACUUGGACCUUCCUCUCCUCCUUCACGUCCACCGUCCCUUACACCUGCUAUACUACUGGUAUGGAGGCUCCCAUGGCUUGCAUGGGUCGCAGACUUCGCCGCCAAAAGAGGACUCACAUGCAAGUGUCACAAGAGGAAGCUGCGAGUCUCGGGAGCAGCAUCCAGAGUGAACUGGAAGGUGAUCUGAUAGAGGGGUUGGAGUCUGCGCAGGAGAAGUUCUUCUUCACUGUGUGGAGAACCUCCAGCACCACAGCCACCGUCACUACUUACUCCACCAAUCGAUCCGUCACCAUUUCCAUUUCGAUUGCAUGCACUUACCCGGGAAUAUUGUAUAAUGUUUGUUAGGAAACUCGACAUUAAGUCGCUUCCCACCCAUUGCUUAUCCCAUGGCAGUGUUAGCAUUAAAAAAAAAAUCAUAAAUAAUCUUGGAUCCAUGUCAGUUUGGUUUUUUGUUCCCUCCAAAUUUAUGAGACGCAGACUUUGCUUUGUUUAUUAAAGGGGGUUCAGAACCUUCUAUUAUCAUCUAAUGAAGUGAUUUUCAAUACUUUUUAAUUAAGGGGUGGAUCGGUAAGCUAGCAGAAGACCUCAAUCCCAUAACCAAAAUUUCCAUUAUCAUAAAAUCUUGCCCUCAUGAGAAAUUUUCACAUUUCUUCUGGAAAAUGAAGAACAUGUGUCAUCAUCAAAAUGUACGGAUAAGCAACGGUUAAGAAUACUGUACACAGAUUUGUUUUAGUAUAUAUUUACAUAAGUGGCCCUUACUGUUAAUAUAUGUAAUAUUCUGAUUGAU